UAUAUUAUUGGUAAAUUAGUUAACUUAAUUACCAAAGGUAGAAACCCAAACAACAACCAACAGAAAACAACAAGGGAAACAAAAGCUAAGGGAGCACAGCCCGCACCCAAGCAAAAACAAAAAACACUAAAACAUUCUACAACGACACCAGCCAAACUCGCAAAAUUUGAGUUAUAAAAGGUCAUUUUUUACAAAUUUGCAAUGCUUGUAUAAUAACACUUUAAACAUUAACAUUUGAUUUUUGCCUUGUUUUUUCCCUGUAUGAAUUAAAGGUUAGUUCCUACUUCCUAAUCAAUGGCGAAGAGACAAAAGUUAAAAGUGCUAAGUGUACUUGACGUAGCAAAGACACAAUGGUACCACUUGAAAGUUUUCAUGAUUCUUGGUAUGGGCUUCUUUACUAAUGUCUAUGAGCUUUUCUCCAUAUCUGUGGUGACCAAAAUCUUAGGCCGUCUCUAUUACACUGAGCCAAAUCCAACUAGCCCAGGGUUUAUACCCAUGAAUGUGGCCUUGUGUGGUACCUUUGCUGGGCAACUCAUCUUUGGGUGGUUAGGUGACAAGUUAGGAAGGAAAAAGACACCAGCCCAACAAGCUACACAGCAGAACCAGACUGAACAACACAAGGUUUGCACAAAAGAACUGCACAACAGCAAGCCAGCCUGAGCAGAACAGUAUGCCUGACUGACUGCAAACCUGCAAAACUACGCAACACCAAGACUGAGCAGUAGCAGCAGCUACAACAGCAGGACCUCAAGAACUUUCAGUUUUCAGAUUCAGUAGCAGUAGCAGGACCUCAACAUCAGGACCUCAACAACAGUAGCAGUAGCAGCAGAUUCAGUUUUCUCAUGUUAUCAAAGCUGUAGAUUCUUAAUCUUUCGAGUUUAGUUCCUCUUGUCAGUUAUAGAUUUAGAU
Molecule: messenger RNA, 909 nt
Organism: Spinacia oleracea (spinach)
Lineage: Eukaryota; Viridiplantae; Streptophyta; Magnoliopsida; Caryophyllales; Amaranthaceae
Product: probable inorganic phosphate transporter 1-12
Exons: 2
Coding region: 295-660 (121 amino acids)
Cellular component (GO): membrane
Source: RefSeq, a predicted model, not a curated record